This is a messenger RNA of Mandrillus leucophaeus (drill), 1298 nucleotides long. RefSeq names its product WD repeat-containing protein 70. Gene Ontology annotation, cellular component: site of double-strand break; nucleus. Gene Ontology annotation, biological process: regulation of DNA double-strand break processing. The transcript is spliced from 11 exons. The record is from RefSeq and is a predicted model, not a curated record. Bases 75 to 1298 code for a protein of 407 amino acids. NCBI's taxonomy places the organism in Eukaryota, Metazoa, Chordata, Mammalia, Primates, Cercopithecidae. Gene Ontology annotation, molecular function: protein binding.
CGCGGGUUAGUGGCAAGUUCCUCUGCAGUUGUUUAGGCUGUGACUGUGGCCCAUUUUGCGGUGUGCGGCCAGCGAUGGAGCGCUCUGGGCCCAGCGAAGCGACAGGCUCAGACGCGUCGGGACCGGACCCGCAGCUUGCGGUCACCAUGGGCUUCACUGGGUUCGGUAAAAAAGCUCGCACAUUUGACUUGGAAGCAAUGUUUGAACAAACUCGAAGAACAGCUGUGGAAAGAAGUCGCAAAACACUGGCAAGAGAAAAAGAGGAAGAAAUGAGCAGAGAGAAAGAAUUAAGGCAAAAUGAAGAUAUUGAACCAACAUCCUCAAGAUCAAAUGUGGUCAGAGAUUGCUCCAAAUCAUCUUCCAGGGAUACAAGCAGCAGUGAAAGUGAAGAGAGUUCUGACUCUUCUGAUGAUGAGUUAAUUGGCCCUCCUUUACCCCCUAAAAUGGUAGGAAAACCAGUUAAUUUUAUGGACGAAGAUAUCCUCAGUGCUUUACCUCCACCUCUUAAUGAAGAAGAAGAAGCAGAGGAAGAAGAAGAGGAGGAGGAGGAAGAGGAAAAUCCUGUUCACAAGAUUCCUGACUCGCAUGAGAUAACGCUGAAGCAUGGCACUAAAACAGUGUCUGCUUUGGGUCUGGAUCCCUCAGGUGCCCGUUUGGUGACAGGAGGAUAUGACUAUGAUGUUAAGUUUUGGGAUUUUGCUGGAAUGGAUGCUUCUUUUAAGGCAUUUAGAUCCCUUCAGCCCUGUGAGUGCCACCAGAUCAAGUCAUUACAGUAUAGUAACACAGGAGACAUGAUUCUUGUUGUAUCUGGAAGCUCUCAGGCCAAGGUGAUUGACAGAGAUGGUUUUGAGGUAAUGGAAUGUAUAAAAGGAGACCAGUAUAUUGUGGAUAUGGCCAACACCAAGGGUCAUACAGCAAUGCUUCAUACUGGCUCAUGGCAUCCCAAAAUAAAGGGAGAAUUUAUGACUUGCUCAAAUGAUGCGACUGUGAGGACGUGGGAAGUUGAAAAUCCAAAGAAGCAAAAAAGUGUGUUUAAACCUCGGACGAUGCAGGGCAAAAAAGUCAUUCCCACUACGUGCACAUAUAGUAGAGAUGGAAACCUCAUAGCAGCUGCCUGCCAGAAUGGAAGCAUACAGAUCUGGGACCGAAAUUUGACUGUUCAUCCUAAGUUCCACUAUAAACAGGCUCAUGACUCGGGCACAGACACUUCUUGCGUGACUUUUUCCUAUGAUGGUAAUGUCCUUGCCUCUCGUGGAGGUAGGUUAAAAACUUUCUUUUUGAUGUAUUUCUCCAUAUAA